This is a messenger RNA of Eriocheir sinensis (Chinese mitten crab), 384 nucleotides long. RefSeq lists its product as uncharacterized. NCBI's taxonomy places the organism in Eukaryota, Metazoa, Arthropoda, Malacostraca, Decapoda, Varunidae. Bases 1 to 384 code for a protein of 127 amino acids. The transcript has 2 exons. The record is from RefSeq and is a predicted model, not a curated record.
AUGAACAGGUGUAUCCCGGCGACCCCGUGCCACUUGUCAUUUGAGAGCAGGUUUGAGAUCAAAAGGACAUGUGAGAAUCAAGGUGUGAGGGCGAGCGAGGGAUACACCGAGGGCGAGGGAGAGAAAUUUGGUUUCAGACCUGGUCGGUCCACCUCUGAUCUGCUCAUGCUUCUCACCAAGAUCUGGCAGGACACCUUGACGACUGUCGUGGUGGCCCUGGACAUAGCGGAUGCUUUCGACAGAGUUAGGCACGGUGGCCUCCUCGAGAAGCUCCGCGCUAAGGGCAUCCAAGGCGACCUCCUUCAGCUCCUGGGAGACUACCUGCAAGGAAGGACGCUCCAGGUCGUCGUUAACGGGGAGGCGUCAGAGUCCCACCCAGUGUAG